ACUGAACAAAAACGACGCCGUAUAGGAAGGAAGAGUUUCCUCUUCGGAAGUGUUGGAGUCGGGGUUUAUGGACCUGUGCCGCCUGUGAGAGGGUUUUGGAAACUAAAACAGCGGGUUUCCAAAAUUACUGCAAAAGCCCUUAAACGGCGUUGUGAUCUUGUUAGAGCUGCCGAAGAUGGAGUUCGUCAGCCCUGAAGGUCUCCGAUUGGAUGGACGCCGUCCGACCGAAAUGAGGCAAAUUCGAGCAGAGCUCGGAGCCGUGGCCAAAGCAGACGGUUCCGCAGUUUUUGAAAUGGGGAACACUAAAGUCAUCGCUGCUGUUUAUGGCCCCCGAGAGGUCCAAAAUAGAAGCCAACUACUCAAUGACCAAGCAUUGGUGCGAUGUGAGUAUAGUAUGGCCAAUUUUAGUACUGGAGAUCGCAUGAGGAAACCUAAGGGAGACAGGCGAUCAACAGAGAUUUCUUUAGUGAUUCGUCAAGCCAUGGAAGCUUGUAUAAUGACACAUUUAAUGCCUCGUUCUCAGAUAGAUAUAUUUGUCCAAGUUCUGCAAGCAGACGGAGGAACUAGAUCUGCAUGCAUCAAUGCUGCUAGUCUGGCCCUUGCAGAUGCUGGGAUCCCAAUGCGUGAAAUUGUUACUUCGUGUAGUGCAGGCUACCUUAAUAGCACUCCUUUGCUUGAUUUGAAUUAUGUAGAAGAUAGUGCUGGAGGACCUGAUGUCACAGUUGGAAUUCUUCCAAAGUUGGACAAAGUGACUCUUCUUCAGAUGGAUUCUAAGUUGCCAUUGGAUAUUUUCGAAACUGUAAUGCAAUUGGCAACCGAAGGGUGUAAGGCAAUUGCGAAAGAACUAAGAGAAGUAUUACUGGAUAAUACAAAGCAAUUAGAAAUUCGACGAGGAGGAUAAAUCCCAAUGAAUGAGGGUUCUAAAGGCGAUCACUCUAUCAUAGCACCGACCAACUCAGGAGAGACUCAGUUGCAUUCUUCUAUACACAUCUUUGAAGAAAUCACUUUGGCCUCUAGAUAUUUUCAUUUUGAUGAAUUUUAAGAAUAUUUCUGAUGUAAUCAUUUUGGCAUAGUGGAUGCCAUUUUUUAGCAUAGGCAGUACUAAAGUUGCAGCCGGGAACGUUUGAGGAUAAUUGGGUUGAGUGUUUAAACAAAAAAUCUGAAGUAAAAUUCGAAUUUAUUUAUUGAAGCAGAUUUGAAAUUAAAUUUUUAAUAACUUCAUUGCAUGGUA
Humulus lupulus (European hop) is the source of this 1231-nucleotide messenger RNA. Its product is annotated as exosome complex component RRP41 homolog. The coding region runs from base 176 to 901 and encodes 241 amino acids. The record is from RefSeq and is a predicted model, not a curated record. Gene Ontology annotation, cellular component: nuclear exosome (RNase complex); cytoplasmic exosome (RNase complex); nucleolus. Lineage: Eukaryota; Viridiplantae; Streptophyta; Magnoliopsida; Rosales; Cannabaceae. The transcript is spliced from 12 exons. Gene Ontology annotation, biological process: poly(A)-dependent snoRNA 3'-end processing; U4 snRNA 3'-end processing; nuclear mRNA surveillance.